Messenger RNA from Diceros bicornis minor, 5389 nucleotides. RefSeq names its product laminin subunit beta 4 (gene LAMB4). Gene Ontology annotation, biological process: axon guidance. NCBI's taxonomy places the organism in Eukaryota, Metazoa, Chordata, Mammalia, Perissodactyla, Rhinocerotidae. Gene Ontology annotation, molecular function: extracellular matrix structural constituent. Gene Ontology annotation, cellular component: basement membrane. The record is from RefSeq and is a predicted model, not a curated record.
GAAUUUAAUCAUUUCCUGAUAAAAGAAUGCAAUUUCAACUGACCUUCUUUUUGCACCUUGGGUUGCUCAGUUGCACGAAGGCUCAAGAUGAAUGCCGCAGGGAUGCCUGUCAUCCCACCACCGGCGAUCUCCUGGUGGGCCGUAGCUCGCAGCUCACGGCUUGUUCUACCUGCGGGCUAGACAGAGCCCAGAAGUAUUGCAUCCUCAGCUACCUCGAGGGGGAACAAAAAUGCUUCAUCUGCGACUCCAGAUUUCCAUAUGAUCUGUACACCCAACCCAACAGCCAUACCAUUGAGAAUGUAAUUACAAGUUUUGAACCAGAUAGAGAAAAGAAAUGGUGGCAAUCUGAGAACGGUCUGGAUCAUGUCAGCAUCAGAUUGGACCUAGAGGCAUUAUUUCAGUUCAGCCACCUUAUUCUGACCUUUAAGACUUUUCGGCCUGCUGCAAUGUUAGUUGAAUGCUCCACAGACCAUGGACACACCUGGAAAGUGUUCAGAUAUUUUGCAAAGGAUUGUGCUACUUCCUUCCCCAGCAUCACACCUGGCCAGGCCCAGGGAGUGGGAGACCUCGUUUGUGACUCCAAAUAUUCGGACAUCGAACCCUCAACUGGUGGUGAGGUUGUUUUAAAAGUUUUGGAUCCCAGCUUUGAAAUAGAAGACCCUUACAGCCCCUAUAUCCAGGACCUUGUGACAUUAACAAACCUGAGGAUAAACUUUACCAAACUCCAUACCCUUGGAGAUACUUUGCUUGGAAGGAGGCAAAAUGAUUCCCUUGAUAAAUACUACUAUGCUCUGUAUGAGAUGGUGGUUCCGGGAAGCUCUUUUUGCAAUGGCCAUGCUAGUGAAUGUGGCCCAAUGCAGAUGGUGCAGGGAGGUGUUUUCAGCCCUCCGGGAAUGGUUCACGGUCGGUGUGUCUGUCAGCACGAUACAGAUGGCCCCAACUGCGAGAGGUGCAAGGACUUCUUCCAAGACGCUCCAUGGAGGCCAGCUGCAGGCCACCAGGACAGCCCUUGCAGGGCUUGCAGCUGUAACAGCCACUCUGGCCGCUGUCACUUCGGGACCGUUUACCUGGCGAGUGGCGGCCUCAGCGGGGGAGUGUGUGAAGAUUGCCAGCACAACACCGAGGGGCAACAUUGCCAUCGCUGCAAACCUCUUUUCUACAGGGACCCCCUGAAGGCCAUCUCGGAUCCUUACGCGUGCGUUCCUUGUGAAUGUGACCCUGACGGGACCACAUCGGGUGGCAUUUGUGUGAGCCACUCUGAUCCUGCCAUGGCGUCUGUGGCCGGCCAGUGCCUGUGUAAGGAGAACGUGGAAGGAGCCAAGUGCAACCAGUGCAAGCCUGGUCACUACGGACUGAGCGCCAACGACCCCCUGGGCUGUCAGCCCUGUGACUGUCACCCACUCAGGAGUCUGCCACUCUCUACCUGCGAUGUGGAUACAGGCCAAUGCUUGUGCCAGCUGUUUGCCACCGGACCACACUGUGAAGAGUGUGCUGUUGGAUACUGGGGACUGGAAAAUCAUCUCCAUGGGUGUUCUCCCUGAUGUGAUAUUGGAGGUGCUUAUUCUAACGUGUGCUCACCCAAGGAUGGGCAGUGUGAAUGCCGCCCGCACAUCACUGGCCGCAGCUGCACGGAGCCAGCCCCUGGCUACUUCUUUGCUCCUUUGAAUUUCUAUCUCUAUGAGGCAGAGGAAGCCAUGCCACUCCAAGGACUUGCGCCUUUGGGCUCAGUGACUUUUGGCCAGGUGCCUGCUGAUCACGGUGUUUUCCGAGAGCGAGUUCCUGGGACCCCGGUUACGUGGACUGGACCUGGAUUUGCCAGGGUUCUCCCUGGAGCUGGCUUGAGAUUUACUGUCAACAACAUUCCCUUUCCCAUGGACUUCGCCGUUGCCAUUCGCUAUGAAAUGCAGUCCACAGCUGACUGGGCUGUUCAGAUCGUGGUUAACCCUCCUGGAGGGAGUGAGCACUGUACACGCAAGACCCCACAGCCAAAGCCUCAGUCUUUUGCCUUACCAGCGGCUUCCAGAAUCGUGCUGCUUCCCACAUCCAUCUGUUUGGAACCAGAUGUGCAAUAUUCCAUAGAUGUCUAUUUUUCCCAGCCUUUGGAGGGAGGGUCCCACGCUCAUUCACACAUCCUGGUUGAUUCUCUUGGUCUUAUUCCCCAAAUCAAUUCACUGGAGAAUUUCUGCAGCAAGCAGGAUUUAGAUGAAUAUCAGCUGCACAACUGCGUUGAAAUUGCCUCAGAAGCGAGACCUCAGGUGCUCCCUGGUGCGUGUGAAAGGCUUAUAGUCAGCGCGUCUGCCAGGCUGCACAAUGGGGCCGUGGCCUGCAAGUGUCACCCCCAGGGCUCAGUGGGGCCCAGCUGCAGCCGACUGGGAGGCCAAUGCCAGUGUAAGCCUCGUGUGGCCGGGCGCUGUGACAGGUGCUCAGCAGGAAGCUACGGUUUGGGGCAUCAUGGCUGUCACUCAUGUCACUGCCACCCUCAAGGCUCAAAGAGCAGUGUAUGUGACCAAAUAACAGGACAGUGCCCCUGCUAUGGAGAGGUGGUGGGCCGCCGUUGUGAUGGGUGCCUGGCAGGCUAUUUUGGAUUUCCCAACUGCCGUCCUUGCCUUUGUAAUGGGCUCGCUGAACUUUGUGAUCCAGAGACAGGGUCGAGCUUCAACUGUGGGGGUUUUACAACUGGAAGAAACUGUGAGAGAUGCAUCGAUGGUUACUAUGGAAAUCAUUCUUCAGGACAGCCCUGCCGUCCUUGCCCGUGUCCAGAUGUUCCCUCGAGCAAUCAGUAUUUCGCCCAUUCCUGUUAUCAGAAUCUGUGGGGCUCAGAUGUAAUCUGCAGUUGUCUUCAAGGUUAUACAGGUAAGCAGUGUGGAGAAUGCUCUGCUGGUUUCUAUGGAAAUCCAAGAAUUUCCGGAGCACCUUGCAGGCCAUGUGCCUGCAACAACAACAUUGAUGUAAGUGAUCCCGAGUCCUGCAGCCGGGUAACAGGGGAGUGCCUCAGAUGUCUGCACAACACUCAUGGACCCAACUGCCAGCUCUGCAAGCCAGGUCACUUUGGAUCUGCCGUCAAUCAGACCUGCAGAAGAUGCUCCUGCCAUCCUUCCGGCGUGAAUCCUGCUGAGUGUCCCCCUGACCAGGGAGCUUGCGUCUGUGACCCUUACACUGGCACAUGCCCUUGUCUGCCAAACAUCACGGGCCAGGCCUGUGACCGUUGUGCUGAUGGAUACUGGAAUCUGGUCCCCAGGAGAGGAUGUCAGCCUUUCAAUUGUGACCCCCAGACCUCUCACAGCAGCCACUGUGACCAGGUUACAGGCCAGUGUCCGUGUAAAUUAGGCUAUGAUGGGAAACGCUGCAGUGAGUGCAAGGAAAAUUAUUAUGGUGACCCACUGGGGCGAUGCGUUUCGUGUGACUGCAACUGGGAAGGUACCCUGAAGCCCGCCUGUGACCAGGACACGAGCGUGUGCCUCUUCCGGGAGGGCGUUAGCGGCCAGCAAUGUGAUCGCUGCGCCCGGGGUCACAGCCGGGAAUUCCCUGCUUGUCUUCAGUGUCACUUGUGCUUUGAUCAAUGGGACCACACCAUUUCUUCCCUCUCCAAAGAGGUGCAAGGGUUAAUGAGGCUGGCUGCUACCAUGAAAGAUAAAAGAGAGACCCUGCCUGUCUGUGAGGCUGACUUCAAAGACCUCAGCAAGAACAUGUCUGAAAUAGAAAGGAUUUUGAAACAUCCUGUUUUUGCAUCUGGGGAAUUCUUAAAAGUCAAGGAUUAUCAUGACUCUGUUCGGAAACAAAUCCUGCAGCUAAGUGAGCAGCUGAAAACAGUGUAUGAAUUUCAAGAUCUGAAAGAAAAAACAGUAAGAAUGAAGAACGAAGCAGACCUCUUACUUGAAGAUCUUCAGGGAGAAAUUGAUUUGUGCUCCUGUGCCCGUAAUGCAAGCAUCAUGGAUUCCUCAGAGAACAUCAAGAAGUAUUAUCAGAGAUCAUCAUCUGCUGAAAAGGAAAUUAAUGAAACUACUUCCAUCAUAAGUAACUCAGAAAAAACCAGGAAUGAAUGACUUACCGUCUUAGAUACACUAGCCUCAAAAGAAAACUUGUCACUGGAAAAAUUAAAGCAGAUUAAGAUACCAGAUAUCCAAAUGUUGAAUGAAAAGGUGUGUGGAGAACUCGGGGACGUGCCCUGUGUGGUCUCGUCCUGUGGUGACCCGAGCUGUCGCGGCUCCCUCACCCUCUCGAGGAACGCCCUCCAGAAAGCUCAGGAAGCAGGGUCCGUGAUUCAUAAUUCGAGCAAUCAGGUUCAAGGGUUGAAGAAUCAGAUCAAAAAUAUAAGGAAACUGGCAGAAGUCUCCAAAAACAGUGCCUUACAGCUAAGUGAGAAAGUGAGAAAUAUGAAAAACCAAAGUGAAUCUGAAGAAGAAAAAAUGAAUCUUUUAAUCAAAAAACUGAAAAAGUUUUUGUUCGAGGAAAAUGUGCCUCCAGAGGACAUAGAGAAGGUUGCAAACCGUGUACUUGACAUCCACCUACCAAUAACAUCACAAAAUCUAACCCAUGUACUCAACAAAAUACGUAAACUUAUGCAACUCUGUGAGGACUAUAGGACAGAAGAGAACAGGCUAAAUAAAGCAGCAGAUAGAGCCCAAAGGGUUUUGGUGAAGGCAAAAGUAGCUGAGAAAGCAGCAAAUGUUCUAUUAAAUCUUGACAAAAUGUUGAAUAAGUUGCAACAAGUUCAAAUUGCUCAAGGAUGGGCAAAUUCUACCAUCACACAGCUGACUGCCAAGAUAACAAAAAUAAAAAAGAAUGUACUGCAGGCUGAAAAUCAAGCCAAGGAGACUAAGAAUGAGCUGGACUUAGCAAAGCAACAGUCAGCCCUGAAGGAUGGACUUUCCCGGCUGUGGACCAAGUUACAAAGCAAUCGAGACCAAGCCACCCGUGUGAAAGCUCAGGCUGAAUCGGGCCAACGCCAGGCUGGUGGCCUUGAGGAGUUUGUUGAGCUAAAAAAUCAAUAUGCUAUUCUUCAGCAUAAGACAAGCACUACAGGACUGACAAAGGAAACAUUGGGAAAAGUGAAACAGCUAAAAGAUGCAGCAGAAAAAUUGGCUGGAGAUACAGAGGACAAGAUAAGAAGAAUAACAGAUUUAGAAAAGAAGAUCGAAGAUUUGAAUCUAAGUAGACAAGAAAAAGCUAAUCAACUGAAACAGUUGGAAGAUCAAGUCAUUGCCCUUAGAAAUGAAAUCGUUGAGCAGGAAAAUAAAUAUGCUACCUGCUAUAGUUAGGUAGAGCUCAAGUGCAAAAUCACCUGUGCCUCCUUUUCUGGCUUCUGAUACGCAAAGCUGAGGAGCUAUGCUGAACUUGGGAAACACAACUGGUCAGCCUCUUCUGCCUCCUUCCCUGAGGUCUCUGCUUG